Molecule: messenger RNA, 1269 nt
Organism: Chilo suppressalis (striped riceborer)
Lineage: Eukaryota; Metazoa; Arthropoda; Insecta; Lepidoptera; Crambidae
Source: the annotation of a GenBank genome assembly
UUAUGUCACUUCGCCAAACUAAUAUUUUUGUGUCUUUUGUAAUCAACGGGAUAUUUUUUCUGCUAAUUAAUAUUCUAUCAACCAUGUCUUUCCUUACCGAGUAUUUCGACGAGUAUCGGCCACAUCCUAUUAAGAAGACGAAAAUGUGUCGUCCGGAAAACAGAUGGGCUAAACUCCAAGGAACUUGGCUUGAUCCUAAAAAAGGAACUCAGGAUAAAUCCUGGACUGACGAGGAGAUCGAAGAGUUCAUCAAAGAAACUAUGAAGAGACUGCGCGGUCAGUCGACGUACUACAACGACUACUGCUCAUCCCUGUCACCAGAAUUUAAAACCCGCCCAUUCGUGCCUCGCGUAAAGAAGAAGAAACCAUGUUUGGAUAGAGGUUCGGAGGCGGUCGAAGAGGAGGCUCCGGCGCCGCAGCCACAGAAGCUGGCCAUCAAAGACACGGAGUUGAUGAAGGUUGCACGAGAGCUUUAUGAACCGGACUUGGAUAAACCCACUCUGGAACCACUUCCUACCCAUUUGAGAAUCGCCGGCUACGUGCGCAAGUCUUUGUACCGCACCGGAAUCAGCGACUACCAGGGCGGCAUAGCUCGCCUGGCAUACGAGAUGGUGCGUGAUGACCGCAUCCCGCGCUACAGGGCUCACAACGGAUGCCGUCCGCGCUGGGGGCUCCCGCCAGAGGGCACCAGGCAGCCGGAGCUCGACGGCGCGCCAUACGACGGCGAAAGGCUUUACUAAACAAUAAAUACCUCGUUUUUAUCACGUGCUAUUGUUCAUUUACAACGCACAACCGCUACCUUAAGUAAUCAAUAAGAAGACUUUAGAAACACUUUUUUUCUGAAAAUCAUAAUUAACGUGUCAGAUAUUGACGCCUCCUUGUGACCACAGAUAUGUAGCAAGCUACUUGUGACAUCAUACUUCGACGUUUGACCCAUAAAUUUAGGGUCUCCCUAAGGGUAGCUACACUCAUAAUCGGACCGGCAUUAAAAGGCAGAGAGACAUUCGAGAUAUAGGUAGGUAUUUGAAAAACCAUUGCUGUCGCACAUUGGCAAAUACCGUGCAAGAAAGACAACAGUAGCAAACGCUGAAAAUUGCAAAAUUCGAGGUCUGGCUCUCGACGAUCUCCUCUACGAAAAUUAGAUAUUAUGUAAAAAAGCUACCUGUAGAAUAAUGAGUAGUUUUAUUUACUAGGCCUCUAUGUUUUGUUUUUUUGUAUAUGUACAGAGAUCAAAAAAAGUUUGCGAUCUAUUGAAAAAUAGAUUGUUUU